AUGUCUCAAUCCUUGCGACCCUACCUCCAGGCCGUCCGGAGCAGUCUGACGGCCGCCCUCACGCUCUCCAACUUCGCUUCCCAAACCGCCGAACGUCACAAUGUUCCCGAGAUUGAGGCUCAAACCUCCCCCGAGGUCCUCCUGACCCCCCUCACCAUCGCCCGUAACGAGAACGAACGCGUUCUGAUCGAGCCGAGCAUCAACUCCGUGCGGAUAUCCAUCAAGAUUAAGCAGGCCGACGAGAUUGAGCACAUUCUAGUCCACAAGUUCACCCGGUUCUUGACACAGAGAGCCGAGUCUUUCUUCAUUCUCAGGAGGAAGCCCAUCAAGGGAUACGACAUUUCUUUCCUCAUUACGAACUUCCAUACCGAGGAGAUGUUGAAGCACAAGCUGGUCGACUUCAUCAUUCAAUUUAUGGAGGAGGUUGAUAAGGAGAUUUCGGAGAUGAAGCUCUUCGUACGUGCUACCGACGAAUUCAGGGCCACUCCGCAGGAGGACUUCAUUGCUAACAAUCCCCAGCUCAACGCAAGAGCGAGAUUUGUUGCCGAAUCAUUCCUAACUCCCUUCGAUUAA
Molecule: messenger RNA, 573 nt
Organism: Colletotrichum chrysophilum
Lineage: Eukaryota; Fungi; Ascomycota; Sordariomycetes; Glomerellales; Glomerellaceae
Gene: ARPC4
Product: Actin- protein 2/3 complex subunit 4
Exons: 4
Coding region: 1-573 (190 amino acids)
Biological process (GO): Arp2/3 complex-mediated actin nucleation; actin filament polymerization
Cellular component (GO): Arp2/3 protein complex; actin cytoskeleton
Molecular function (GO): actin filament binding
Source: RefSeq, a predicted model, not a curated record